AUGAGGAAAUUCUUGCAAAACUAUCAUAAUAGAGGAAAAGAUUCAAUUACUAUUUCCGAUCUGAAAAAUGGAAGAAUUUCCAAUAUUUGUGAGGCUGCAAGGAUUUAUGCAAUCCCUCGUAUAGCUCUCCGAGACCGACUAAAGAGAGUACAAUACCAACAUCUAGAUAAACGUGGAUUACCUCCUCGAUACUCUCUUGAACAAGAGCGCGGAAAUCAACAGGUUGGAGAGAAAUGGGUAUAUAAUCUCAUUCAACGUCGCCCAGAGAUUAAAUCACGUUUCUUACGGAAAUAUAAGUACGAGCGUGCCAUUAUCACUUAUAUUGAUUCUUCAGUCAUCUGGAAGAUCCUCAAACCAGCCUAA
This is a messenger RNA of Talaromyces stipitatus ATCC 10500, 363 nucleotides long. RefSeq lists its product as uncharacterized. NCBI's taxonomy places the organism in Eukaryota, Fungi, Ascomycota, Eurotiomycetes, Eurotiales, Trichocomaceae. The transcript has 4 exons. The record is from RefSeq and is a predicted model, not a curated record. Bases 1 to 363 code for a protein of 120 amino acids.